AUGGUCAUGAUGGGGAGCUUCAAACAUUUCAUCCUUGCAUUUCUUGUUGGUUUUGCCCUUAUACAUCUAAUUGAUGCACAGGAUCAAACAGGCUUCAUAAGCAUAGCCUGUGGAUCACCAGACAAUUCUAGCUUUUCAGAGCCAACAACAGGCAUAAAUUACAUUUCGGAUGCGGCAUUCAUAGACACUGGUAUAAGUCAACAGAUAUCAGCUGUAUAUAAAGAUGGCUAUCAACAUCAAGUAUGGAAUCUCAGAAGCUUUCCUCAAGGAAUCCGAAACUGUUACAACAUAAGCAUUGUGCAAGGUACUAAGUAUCUGAUCCGAGGAACUUUCGUAUAUGGGAAUUAUGAUGGACUAAGUAAGUUACCACAAUUCGAUAUCCAUCUAGGAGUGAAUAUGUGGGAUACGAUCAACAUAACAGAUAUGUCCCUUGAUUUCUCCACGGAGCUCAUACAUGUCCCAUAUCAAAAUUAUUUACAAAUCUGUCUUGUAAACACGGGCUUCGGGGUGCCAUUUAUAUCGGCAAUAGAGUUAAGGCCAUUGAGCAAUAAGACGUAUUUAUCAAAUUCUGGAUCAUUGGCACUCUUCGCUCGCUUGGACGUGGGUUCAGUAACUGGCAAAACAUACAGGUAUCCAACAGACCUUUAUGAUCGCGUUUGGACUCCCUUGAACUAUAAUUCGUCUACAACUUUAAGUACCUCACUUCUUAUUGACUCCCAAAGUAACAAUUAUUACCAACCACCUUCUAUUGUUAUGAGCACUGCUUCCACUCCAAUUAAUGUUAGUGCUCCUCUGGAGUUGAAUUGGAAUUCGCAGAAUGCUACUUCCUCACAAUACUAUGUCUACAUGCACUUUGCUGAAGUUGUGAACCUCAAAGCUAAUCAGUCCAGAUCAUUCAACGUUACAGUAAAUGGGAAGUUCUUUUAUGGACCUAUUGUUCCUCAAUACUUGUACACAUCCACAGUGUACAGCACAUCCAUCUUGGCGAUUGCCCAAAAUUAUGAUCUUUUAAUCUCCAAAACAAAAAGUUCAACACUGCCACCUAUCCUCAAUGCACUCGAGAUAUAUUCAAUUAGAGAUCUCUCAAAACCAGGAACAAACCAACAAGAUGUUGAUGCCAUCACAAAAAUCAAGUUAGCAUACGGAAUACAAAGAAAUUGGGAAGGAGAUCCGUGUCUCCCACAAGCAUACUCAUGGGCAGGUUUAAAUUGCAGCUAUGAUAGUAUUAACCCACCUAGAAUAACAUCCUUGAACUUGUCCUCUAGUGGAUUGACUGGAGUGGUAUCUGUUUUUAUAUCAAAUCUCAUAAUGUUACAAUAUUUGGAUAUAUCAAACAAUAAUCUUACUGGAUCAGUGCCUGAUUUCCUUUCACAAUUGCAAUACUUGAGGGUCCUAAACUUGGAAAAAAAUCAACUCACUGGUACUAUUCCAGCUGACCUCAUUCAGAGAUCGAAGAAUGGUUCUCUAUUACUAAGUGUGGAUGAAAAUUUAAAUGUUUGUGGAUUUGGAUCAUGCAAAAAGAAGAACAAUAUUGCUGUUCCAAUAGGGGCAUCGGUUGGUGUAUUGCUCAUCCUCUCAUUGAUUGUUGUGGCUGUCUUGUGGGGACUUAAGAGAAGAAAAAAAGACAAGAAUAAAGUGGCCAUAGCGGGAACAGAAUCCAACAUCCAGACGACGUCGUUUCAGUCAAUAGAGUCAAUACAACGCCAAUUUACAUAUGCUGAUCUUAUAAGAAUUACCAACAAUUUUGAGAGGAUUCUUGGUAAGGGCGGAUUCGGACAAGUUUACCAUGGCUAUGUUGAUGACACUCAAGUUGCAGUGAAAGUGCUUUCUGUGGCAUCAGAUCAAGGGUAUCAACAAUUUCAAGCAGAGGUGAAACUUCUUAUGAGAGUUCAUCAUAGAAACCUGACUACCCUUGUCGGGUAUUGCUAUGAAGGAACAAAUAUGGGGCUUGUAUAUGAGUACAUGGCCAACGGAGACUUAGAUGCACAUCUUUCAGGUAAGAAUAAUAACAUCUUGAGUUGGGAAGCAAGGCUAAAUAUUGCAAUGGACGCAGCACAAGGACUGGAGUAUUUGCACCAUGGAUGUAAACCACCUAUAAUACAUAGAGACGUGAAGACUACAAACAUCUUGUUGAAUGAAAAUUUUCAUGCCAAAAUAGGUGAUUUUGGUCUUUCCAAAAUUUUCCCAACUGAUGGUGGCACUCAUGUCUCAACUUUUAGUGUUGCCGGCACCCCUGGGUACCUCGAUCCUGAGUACUCCACUUCAUAUAGGUUGACUGAAAAAAGUGAUGUUUAUAGUUUUGGAGUUGUCCUUUUGGAGAUAGUCACAAGUCAACGUGUAAUAGAAAGAUCCCGUGAAAAUACUCAUAUAAGCCAAUGGGUGAGAAUCAUGGUUGAUAAAGGAGAUAUUCAAAAUAUUGUUGAUCCAAGGUUGCAUGGAAAUUUCAAUGUUAACUCUGCUUGGAAAGUUGUUGAAAUCGCAAUGGCUUGUGUGUCUUCCACCUCCAUUGAAAGGCCAACCAUGAGUGAGGUGGUGAUUAAACUAAAGGAGUGUUUGACAUCUGAAUUAGCUCAAAGGAAGGGUGAAUCAAAUUAUUCAGUUGAAAUGGUCAAUAUGAAUAUGAUUACAGAACUCAAUCCUUCAACAAGGAAACUUGUCCAAAAAUGA
Messenger RNA from Quercus lobata, 2667 nucleotides. RefSeq names its product LRR receptor-like serine/threonine-protein kinase IOS1. Gene Ontology annotation, biological process: protein phosphorylation. NCBI's taxonomy places the organism in Eukaryota, Viridiplantae, Streptophyta, Magnoliopsida, Fagales, Fagaceae. The coding region runs from base 1 to 2667 and encodes 888 amino acids. The transcript has 13 exons. The record is from RefSeq and is a predicted model, not a curated record. Gene Ontology annotation, molecular function: protein kinase activity; ATP binding; protein binding.